Sycon ciliatum is the source of this 1047-nucleotide messenger RNA. Its product is annotated as histone H1-beta, late embryonic-like. Gene Ontology annotation, molecular function: structural constituent of chromatin; DNA binding. The coding region runs from base 85 to 696 and encodes 203 amino acids. Gene Ontology annotation, cellular component: nucleosome. The transcript has a single exon. NCBI's taxonomy places the organism in Eukaryota, Metazoa, Porifera, Calcarea, Leucosolenida, Sycettidae. Gene Ontology annotation, biological process: nucleosome assembly. The record is from RefSeq and is a predicted model, not a curated record.
UCAUCUCGAACUUGUGUAAGUUAUUUUGCUAGUCUGAUCCGAUACCUUUUAGUGUCUCCCUAUUUGCCUGUAUCACCGAUCAUCAUGUCUACUCCCGCCGCCGCACCCGCCAAGCCGAAGAAGGCAGCCGCGAAGUCUACCAAGCCCGCUGGUCCCUCCUACAUGGAGCUCGUUAAAGAGGCCAUUGUAGCUUUGAAGGAGCGUGGAGGUUCCUCUCGCCAAAAAAUCGUCAAGUACGUCUGUGCUAAAUGCCCAGGCAAAGAACCAAGCACCGUCAACACGCAGUGCAAAAUGGCCUUGCGUCGUGGCGUCGAGAAAAAAAUCCUCAAUCAAAAGAAGGGAACUGGUGCUUCAGGCAGCUUUGCCAUCAACAAGGAGGCGGCUAAGGCGGCUAAGCCUAAGCCCAAGAAGGUCAAGAAGCCAGCCGCAAAGAAGCCUGCUGCAAAGAAGUCCGCAGCGAAGAAAACCGGCGCUAAGAAGGCCACCACCCCCAAGAAGAAGCCCGCUGCGAAGAAGCCGAAGGCCACCACCCCCAAGAAGAAGCCCGCAGCGAAGAAGCCCGCAGCAAAGAAGCCUGCAACGAAGAAGCCCGCAGCGAAGAAACCCGCUACAAAGAAGCCUGCAGCAAAGAAGCCCGCAGCAAAGAAACCUGCUGCAAAGAAGCCCGCAGCGAAGAAGGCAGCCAAGAAAGCCUAAGUACAUAAACUUGUAUUAGUGACUGGAGAUAUUUAGGCGAUCGAAUAUGCAUGACCACUGUUCUUUCACAAAACAUCUGCGACUUCAUCAAAUUAGGAUGCAAAAUUAUGCUGGUUCAUAGUUUUCGGAAUAUGUUUUGUUUGCCUAGGAUUCAAAACUAGUUGUCUUGUAAGCUCGUAAUUCUCUCUCUGAUCCUAGCCGCUCAUUUCUACCCAGAGAUCCAAACCUUAUUCUUUUUGAAGCUUCACGAAACACAUGCUUUAUGUCUGUUAUAUCUGUAACGUCUUCCAUUCGAGCUUGAGAUUCAUACUGUCGAGUGCAACUGAGUGAUAGUUAAAAUGUAAAAAUUAA